This is a messenger RNA of Sporothrix brasiliensis 5110, 1530 nucleotides long. Its product is annotated as indoleamine 2,3-dioxygenase. Gene Ontology annotation, molecular function: heme binding; metal ion binding. NCBI's taxonomy places the organism in Eukaryota, Fungi, Ascomycota, Sordariomycetes, Ophiostomatales, Ophiostomataceae. The coding region runs from base 1 to 1530 and encodes 509 amino acids. The transcript has a single exon. The record is from RefSeq and is a predicted model, not a curated record.
AUGGGCUCCAUCAUCGUUGACGACCCUACCAUCGCCACCUCGUUCGAGGUGCUCGACGAUGCCCAUCCCCAGGACACGUCUAUGCCGGCGUUCAUGGUGUCCAAGACCCGAGGCUUCCUGCCGCGGGCCGAGCCUGUCGUCGAGCUGCCGGCGGUGUUUGCGCCGCUCGAGGACCUCUUGACGCGUAUGCCCGUCAAGCGCCUCGACGGCACGCCCGGUCUGCUGGCGGAGGGCAAGCUGGGCGAUGCCAUUCUCAAGGACAAGCUGCUGCCCGACCUGACAGACGCCAUUGACGAGCCCAGCGUCAAGCACAACCUGCCGCUGCUCAACGCGCUGUACCGCGACUAUGCGUUCCUGGCGUCGGCCUUUCUCCUGGAGCCCUGCCACCUCCGUUUCCUAAAGGGCGAGCCCUACGGCCUGGGCCGCGACGUGCUGCCGGCGUGCAUUGCGCGGCCGAUUGCACGGACGGCGCGGCUGUGCGGGUUCAAGCCGUUCAUGGAGUACGCCGGCAGCUAUGCGCUGUUCAACUACCGGCUGGAGGACCCCGCCAAGGGCCUCGAGUAUGACAACCUGCGUCUGAUCCGGGCCUUUGAGCACGGCCUGGACCCGACGUCGAGCGAGGCCGGCUUUGUGCUGGUGCACGUCGACAUGGUGCGCAACUCGGGCCCGCUGGUGGCCGGCACGGUGGACUGCCUGGACGUGGUCGAGACACAGAAGAAGAGCCAGGGCGGUCGCGAGGCGUUCAACCAUGGCCUCGAGCGCAUUGUCGCGGCGCUGACCCGCAUCAACGGCGUCAUGGAGACCAUGUGGGCCAAGUCGCGGCCCGAGCAGUACACGAGCUUCCGCACGUUCAUCUUUGGCAUCACCUCCCAGAGCAUGUUCCCCGACGGCGUGGCGUACGAGGGCGUGGGCGCCGACGGGUUCGAGGCCGCGCGUCCCGAUGCCGUCACGCGCCUGAGCUUCCGCGGCGAGUCCGGCGCCAACGACUCCAUGGUGCCCCUGAUGGACAGCUUCCUGCAGAUCCCGAUGCCCGACACGCCGCUGACGGCCAUCCUCAAGGACUUCCGGCAGUACCGCCCCAGCAACCACCGCCAAUUCCUGGCGUACGUGCGGCAGCGCUCGGGCGACCUCGGCGUCAAGGACUAUGCGCUGAGCGGGGGCGGCGCCGUCAGCGGCGAGGACAUGGACGCCGUCCAGAGCGUGCGUCUCUGGCUGCAGAUCCUCAACCAGGUGCGCGACUUCCGCUGGCGCCACUGGUGCUUCGGCAAGGAGUACAUCCUCAAGCGCACGUCGCACCCGACGGCGACGGGCGGCAGCCCCAUUGUCACCUGGCUGCCGAACCAGCUGCAGGCCGUGCUGACGGAAAUGCAGGCCAUCUAUGCAGCGGCCACGGGCACGACGGCGGGCGCGGUGCCGGCCACCAAGACGCGGCUGGGCGAGGAUGUCGACGACAUGAUGGAGAUGGUCAUCCGCCAGAGCGCGACGCUGGCCAAGGAGGUGGCACGGUACUGUGACGAGCGCGGUGUGUAA